UGAAGUUUUCAGUGCUCAAAAUGGUAAUGACACAGCUUUUGAGGCGAUCCUCGAGCGCUCAGUUUUAUUCAUCCUUGAAAUUGAACGGAGGGUUGUACCAAAGUACGCGAUUAUCCAGCGGAAAGGUCCAAGGCAAUGUUGUUGGUAUCGAUCUGGGUACGACCAACUCGUGUGUUGCAGUCAUGGAAGGCAAACAGGCCAAAGUUCUGGAGAAUGCGGAGGGAAACAGAACUACUCCUUCAGUUGUUGCUUUCACAAAGAACGACGAAAGACUUGUAGGUAUUCCCGCUAAACGUCAAGCUGUUACAAAUCCAGAAAAUACCUUGUUUGCUACGAAAAGACUCAUCGGUCGUCGCUUUGACGACCCAGAGACUCAAAAAGACAUCAAAACGGUGCCAUUUAAAAUUGUGAAAGCAAAUAAUGGUGAUGCCUGGCUCGAAGCGCAUGGCAAGAAGUAUUCACCCAGUCAAAUUGGAGCAUACGUUUUAACUAAAAUGAAAGAGACUGCUGAAAGCUAUCUUGGAAGCAACGUGAAGAACGCAGUUGUUACGGUACCAGCCUAUUUCAAUGACUCCCAAAGACAGGCUACCAAAGAUGCUGGGCAGAUAGCUGGACUAGACGUGUUGCGGGUGAUUAAUGAACCAACAGCCGCUGCACUGGCUUAUGGGCUCGAGAAGACAAGCGAUAAAAUCAUUGCCGUGUUCGACUUGGGAGGAGGAACAUUUGACAUCUCAAUCCUCGAGAUUCAGAAGGGAGUGUUUGAGGUCAAAUCUACAAACGGGGACACCCACCUGGGAGGGGAGGACUUCGACAAUGCACUGUUGAACCAUUUGAUUGAUGCUUUCAAGAAGGAUCAAGGCAUCGAUCUGAAGAAAGACAAUAUGGCACUGCAGAGACUUCGUGAGGCGGCAGAAGCUGCUAAAGUGGAACUUUCAUCCUCAAUGCAGACUGAUAUCAACCUGCCCUACAUCACUAUGGACGCUUCUGGACCCAAACAUAUGAACAUGAAGUUGACCAGGUCACAGUUCGAGAGUAUAGUGGAGCCACUGAUCAAAAGGACCAUCGAACCUUGCAAGAAGGCCCUCAAGGACGCCGAUGUCACUAAAAGCGAGGUCGGGGAGGUCAUCCUGGUCGGAGGCAUGUCUCGAAUGCCAAAGGUGCAGUCGAUCGUGUCUGAGAUCUUCGGUCGCCAGCCGAGCAAGAGUGUGAAUCCAGAUGAAGCAGUGGCAGUGGGGGCUGCGAUCCAGGGCGGAGUGCUGGCGGGAGACGUGACUGAUGUGUUGCUCCUCGACGUCACUCCCCUCUCGUUGGGAAUCGAGACUCUGGGGGGAGUAUUCACCAGACUCAUCAACAGGAACACCACCAUCCCCACCAAGAAGUCUCAGGUGUUCUCCACUGCAGCCGACUUCCAGACAACAGUGGAGAUCAAAGUGUUCCAGGGGGAGCGUGAGAUGGCGGCCAGUAACCAGCUGCUGGGCCAGUUCCAGCUGGUCGGCAUCCCACCUCUCCCCAGGGGCCAGCCCCAGAUCGAAGUCACCUUUGACAUCGAUGCAAAUGGAAUUGUGCAUGUGCACGCUAAAGACAAGGGUACUGGCCGUGAGCAGCAGAUUGCAAUCCAGUCUUCGGGAGGUCUGAGCAAGGAUCAGAUUGAGGAGAUGGUGGCCAACGCAGAGGCCCAUGCAGAAGAAGACAAGAAGAGCAGAGAGAGGAUCGAAGAGGUCAAUCUCACAGAGUCCCAAGUACAUGACAUCGAGAGCAAAUUGGACGAAUUCAAAGACCAACUGGACGCUUCAGAACUGCAGAAGUUGAAGGACGAGAUUGAGGACGUGAAGAAGUUCAUGGCGAAUAAGGAGGAGGAGACUGCCGAGACCAUUCGGGAGAGGAGGAACACUCUGCAGCAGAACAGCAUGUCACUCUUCGAGAAGGCAUACAAAGCCAAGAUGGCCCAGAAUGAGUCAUCAGGGAGUUCCUCGUCCUCCACUUCUUCGGAUGAGUCAUCGAGUGAAACAAGUGACAGUGACGACUGUGAGAAGAAGUCUAACCAGUCCUAACCUAAUGCAUUUAGUGAUCUGACGUCUCACUUGACCUUGUUUCACAAUUCACACUUCCUCAAAACUACAGAAUGUUACUCUUCUAUUGCGAAGUUGUUUUUGUAAUCCCUACUUGUUAUGAGAUGGUUCUUUAACUGCUGCCUCCUUAUGCGUUUAACCGAGAAAGUAUUUUCCGGAGUUGUGUUCUAGAAUGACAUGUUUAUAAGUUAUUUGGAAAAAUGAGCGAACUAUGGAAUAAACAUGGUAUAAAAUGGUAUAUAUGAUUACUCGUAUCGAAGUUUCAAUUGAAUUGAAUGCUUAUAAGUUCU
Molecule: messenger RNA, 2359 nt
Organism: Symsagittifera roscoffensis
Lineage: Eukaryota; Metazoa; Xenacoelomorpha; Acoela; Convolutidae
Product: stress-70 protein, mitochondrial-like
Exons: 9
Coding region: 21-2051 (676 amino acids)
Biological process (GO): protein folding
Cellular component (GO): mitochondrion; cytoplasm
Molecular function (GO): ATP binding; ATP-dependent protein folding chaperone
Source: RefSeq, a predicted model, not a curated record